CAUUGCGGUGCGAGCGACCAGCUAUAGACGCGACAGAGCGGAUUCAGAUUCACAGCGUUAUGAUGACAGAGGAAACAGCACAGAGCACAACGCCCAUCUUCGAAAAACCACAUGUCACCAACGUUGACGAUGGCGCAGAGGAGGGCGAAAAAAAGACACAAAAGAACGCGUCAAAGUGGACGGUAAAGGGAGAGGAGCCGAAAUCGUGGCCUCUGGGCGAUACUGUGUUAGAUAUACACGAAAGAGAUCCGAAUAUGAUAAACCAAUAUGCUAAGACCUUAUUCGGAGACAUUUUCGCAGAACCAGAACCAACAACAUUCAGUUUCGACGCAAUAUGGCGGCUUAGUUUUACGGUGUUCACAGUGAGCGAAGGUGUGGUGAUUUAUCGAUACUCAGGCGCUCUCUCGACUCCGGCGGGUGGCCGCGUUUGGCUGGGGAUUCUACUUGCAAUGCAUGUCCCGUAA
Molecule: messenger RNA, 464 nt
Organism: Priapulus caudatus
Lineage: Eukaryota; Metazoa; Priapulida; Priapulimorpha; Priapulimorphida; Priapulidae
Product: caveolin-1-like
Exons: 4
Coding region: 60-464 (134 amino acids)
Biological process (GO): caveola assembly
Cellular component (GO): caveola
Molecular function (GO): molecular adaptor activity
Source: RefSeq, a predicted model, not a curated record